AUGGAUGAUGAAAGUGAGCAAUUGAAGCCAAAUUUUUAUGCAGUUGAACUGAAUAAAACCGUUUGGACGGUACCAAACUAUUAUCAAAAUCUGACACCGGUUGGUACGGGUGCAUAUGGUAUGGUUUGCGCAGCUGAAUGUCGGCAAACCGAGCAGAAGGUAGCCAUCAAGAAAUUUUCUCGGCCAUUCCAAAGUGCAAUCCAUGCGAAACGUACUCAUCGUGAGCUGAAGUUGCUACGUGCAAUGAAUCAUGAGAAUGUGAUCGAUAUGCUUGAUGUGUUCACACCUGAUCGGGAUGCCGCGUCAAUGCAAGAUGUAUACUUUGUCUCGAUGCUGAUGGGUGCGGAUCUGUCUAAUAUUCUGAAAAUUCAACGACUCAGUGAUGAUCACAUACAGUUUCUUGUCUACCAAAUUCUACGUGGAUUGAAGUAUAUACAUUCCGCUGGCCUGAUUCAUCGUGACUUGAAACCGUCAAAUAUUGCCGUCAAUGAAGAUUGUGAAUUAAAGAUCUUGGAUUUUGGUUUGGCACGGCAAACGGAUAACGAAAUGACCGGUUAUGUAGCAACUAGGUGGUAUCGGGCACCAGAAAUCAUGCUGAAUUGGAUGCAUUACACUCAAACAGUUGAUAUUUGGUCGGUGGGAUGUAUUAUGGCUGAACUGAUCACUGGGAAGACUUUGUUCCCUGGAGCGGAUCAUUUGGAUCAGUUGAUGCGUAUAAUGAAUGUCGUCGGCACUCCGAAGGAAGAAUUCUUGUUGAAAAUUAAGUCGGAUGAAGCGCGUAACUUUAUUCGUAAUUUGCCAAAAACACCACGUAAAGACUUCAAGAAACUCUUCCCAAAUGCCUCUCCAGCUGCAAUAGACCUGCUCGAGAAGACGUUAAAUCUCGAUCCGGAUCUUCGACCAACAGCAAGUCAGGCGAUGGAACAUCCAUAUUUGAGUCAAUACCACGAUCCGUCUGACGAGCCCGAUUCGCCACUACUCGAUAUCGAUUUUGAUGGGGAUUUUCCGAUUGAGCAGUGGAAGGAACUGAUAUGGAAGGAGAUCGAAGAGUUUUCUGAGGAGCGUGCUCGACGUUUAGCUGAAUCGAUGGGUCAACCGUCAAUAGCAACAGAAUGA
Anisakis simplex (herring worm) is the source of this 1116-nucleotide messenger RNA. The record is from the annotation of a GenBank genome assembly. NCBI's taxonomy places the organism in Eukaryota, Metazoa, Nematoda, Chromadorea, Rhabditida, Anisakidae.